CUCCAUCCUCUAAACGAUCAACUUGCACUCUCUGCCACCUUUUGAUCAGGAUACUAAGAGACUUUUUGCUAACACAAACCGUGAAGAAGAUGAUGAGUUGCAUCCAUCUGUCUCUCCUCCUCGGCCUUCUUCUGCUCUUCUCGACCACGCUCUACUCGGCCAAUGCCAAGACUCAUUACCACGACUUUGUUGUACAAGCGACUAAAGUGAAGAGGCUAUGCAAGACCCACAAUACCAUCACGGUUAACGGACAAUACCCAGGCCCAACCCUCGAAAUCAACAAUGGAGACUCCCUUGUGGUCAAUGUUGUGAAUCGUGCUCGCUACAACGUCACUAUCCACUGGCACGGGGUCAGGCAGAUGCGAACAGGAUGGGCAGAUGGGCCGGAGUUUGUAACCCAGUGCCCAAUAAGACCGGGAGGGAGUUACACAUACCGGUUCACCAUCGACGGACAAGAAGGCACUCUAUGGUGGCAUGCUCACAGCUCAUGGCUCAGAGCAACUGUGUAUGGUGCUCUUAUCAUCCACCCAAAAGAAGGAUCUUCCUAUCCUUUCGCUAAGCCAAAGCGUGAAACUCCCAUUCUUCUUGGGGAAUGGUGGGACGCAAACCCGAUCGAUGUGGUGAGGGAAGCGACGAGGACUGGAGGUGCUCCCAAUGUCUCCGAUGCAUACACCAUCAACGGCCAACCGGGUGAUCUGUACAAUUGCUCUAGCAAAGACACUGUCAUUAUUCCGAUUGAUUCUGGUGAGACGAACCUCGUCCGGGUCAUCAACGCUGCCCUCAACCAGGAGCUCUUCUUCUCGAUCGCCAACCACAGAUUCACGGUUGUUGGGGCUGAUGCCUCGUACUUGAAGCCCUUCACAACCUCGGUGAUCAUGUUGGGUCCUGGACAGACCACGGAUGUCCUGAUCAGUGGGAACCAGCCCCCGGCCCGUUACUACAUGGCAGCCCGAGCCUACCAGAGCGCUCAGGGUGCGCCUUUUGACAAUACCACGACCACCGCCAUUCUAGAGUACAAGUCUGCCCCCUGCCCGGCAAAGGGAAUCUCGGCCAGGCCCGUAAUGCCAUCCCUUCCGGCUUUUAACGAUACCGCCACUGCCACAGCCUUCACCCAGAGCUUCCGAAGCCCCCAGAAGGUUGCUGUCCCAACUGAGAUCGACGAGAGCCUCUUUUUCACUGUUGGCUUAGGACUCAACAAUUGCCCCCGUAACUUCCGUGCUAGGCGAUGCCAAGGCCCCAAUGGCACACGCUUCACCGCAAGCAUGAACAAUAUGUCGUUUGUGCUCCCGUCAAACUACUCUAUCCUCCAGGCUUACAAGCAAGGCAUCCCCAGCUUGUACACGACCGAUUUUCCAGCAAACCCACCAGUGCAGUUCGACUAUACCGGCAACGUGAGUCGUUCACUGUGGCAACCCAUUCCUGGAACCAAGGUGUACAAGCUGAAGUACGGUUCUAGAGUGCAACUCGUGUUGCAGGGGACGAGCAUUCAGACCGCUGAAAAUCACCCAAUCCAUAUCCAUGGUUACGACUUCCAUAUAAUUGCUGAAGGAUUUGGGAACUUCAACCCCAAGACAGAUUCUGCCAAAUUUAACCUGAUCAACCCGCCCAUGAGGAACACCGUGGGAGUUCCUGUCAAUGGCUGGGCAGUCAUUAGAUUCGUGGCCGAUAACCCAGGUGCUUGGCUUAUGCACUGUCACUUGGACGUUCACAUCGCUUGGGGACUGGCAAUGGUUUUCCUGGUAGAAGACGGAGUCGGGGAGUUACAGUCAAUUUUGCCUCCUCCUGCAGAUUAUCCUCUGUGCUAGAACGGCGAGCACAAUAAUAGCACCGUCACACCGCCCCGUAGUCGAAAUUCAUAAGGCCUGUAAUGUGGGCCCAUAUUUUGUUUUCUCAGAGUUUGAUUCGUGCCAUUAUAAUUUUCCCCGAAUUCAGGGAUAAUAGUUCGCGUCCUCUUUCAUUUUUUUCCCUUCAUUCGAGUACAUAAUGGUCCUAUAGAUGAAAAAAAGACUGUACUCAUCAUCAGAUCGAAUUCGUACAAGGGGUAGUCCUUGGAUUCGUAAUCUCGGAUGUAUUCUUUCCAUCAUCAUUUGAUUCUAUAAGAUAAAGUAGAUCUCUUAAUUCUCAUA
Messenger RNA from Punica granatum (pomegranate), 2126 nucleotides. Lineage: Eukaryota; Viridiplantae; Streptophyta; Magnoliopsida; Myrtales; Lythraceae. The record is from RefSeq and is a predicted model, not a curated record.